This is a messenger RNA of Rattus norvegicus (Norway rat), 431 nucleotides long. The record is from RefSeq and is a predicted model, not a curated record. Lineage: Eukaryota; Metazoa; Chordata; Mammalia; Rodentia; Muridae.
CCUGGCAGAAUGGCUCCCACAAAGAAGGGUGGCGAGAAGAAGAAGGGCUGUUCUUCCAUCAACAAGGUGAUGACCCGAGAAUACACCAUCAACAUUCACAAGCGCAUCCAUGGAGUGGGCUUCAAGAAGUGUGCUCCUCGGGCAUUCAAAGAAAUUCAGAAAUUUGCCAUGAAGGAGAUGGGGACUCCAGAUGUGCGCAUAGACACCAGGCUCAAUAAAGGUGUCUGGGCCAAAGGAAUAAGGAAUGUUCCGUACCGCAUCCGAGUGCGUUUGUCCAGAAAGCGUAAUGAAGAUGAGGAUUCACCAAACAAGCUCUACACACUGGUAACUUACGUGCCUGUUACCACAUUCAAAAAUCUACAGAUGGUCAAUAUGGAUGAGAACUAACUGCUGAAUGUCAAAUAAAGUUACAGAACUGCCAAAAAAAAAAA